AUGGGUCGAAGCCUCCUGCUCCUGCUGCUACUGUCCUCACAGCUGGGCUUCCUGCAAGCUCUACAGUGUUUCCAGUGUCAACGAAUCAAUGCCAGUGGGGUUUGCGAGACUGGGGAAAGUGUCUGCCAGGCUAAAGGCAACCAGCAGUGCUUUCUGAGGAAAGUCUAUAAAGAUGCCAUCCUUUCAUAUGGAUAUCAAGGUUGUAGCAGUGUGUGUUCCCCUAUGACAAUCUUUUAUAUGGAUGUUGCUUUGGAGGAUAAAUGUUGCAAUGACUCACCUUUCUGCAACAAGUUCUAAAGAUGGAGCCCAGCGUUGCCCUGACCUGAUGGAUAAAGCUGAUUGAACACACUUUUCAACUCUCAGGAUCCUUACAACUAUUGUGCACUGACUAUGGGCUCCCUAUAAGGAGAAGUCAUAGCUAGUUCUGUGCUAGGUCCAAUCACCCUUUUCUCUCCCUCAUUGUGAGAUGCUACCAGGAGAGUCUUUAAAAUCCAGUUGGCGUGAGGAGUGGUGGGCAUGGGUAGGUCCAAGCAUGCCUUCUUCCUUUCAAGGCCCUAAUCACGAGUCAUGCUUAUUUUCAUUUUAAAAAGGCAGGGUUUGUGGGAGACUGUGGGUUCUGUCAUUCUGGGUGUUGUGGAGGCAGCUAGCUAAAGGAAGAAGGAGAGUCCUCAGAAGCUGAAGAGCAUAAGGAAUGAGUUGGCUGUAAAUGAUGUAUGAGUUGGAGGGGGCAAGCUGUAACAAAAAUCUCUGAAAUGUUGGUGUCUUAAAAUAAUAAUGAAAAAUAAUAAAAAAAAGAUUGCUAACCCACCUCACAGUUCAUCGAGGUGGUGGUGAUUAUUCAGAGAUCCCAGCUUCUUUCAUGCCGCCAUCUUUAA
Messenger RNA from Mirounga angustirostris (Northern elephant seal), 875 nucleotides. RefSeq names its product protein PIP-1-like. The transcript is spliced from 3 exons. Bases 1 to 297 code for a protein of 98 amino acids. Lineage: Eukaryota; Metazoa; Chordata; Mammalia; Carnivora; Phocidae. The record is from RefSeq and is a predicted model, not a curated record.